Molecule: messenger RNA, 3070 nt
Organism: Chara braunii
Lineage: Eukaryota; Viridiplantae; Streptophyta; Charophyceae; Charales; Characeae
Source: the annotation of a GenBank genome assembly
CUUCCACACUUUUUUUUUUUCUUUCCCACAUACCGCGGGCGACAGCAUGGCAGAUGAUGGCAGUGGUGGGGCUGAACCAUCGAGACGCAGGCUGGGCACCGCUGGUGCAGACAAAGGGAAAGGCCAUGUGUUAGAUGAUACUGACAGGCCUUCCUCAAGCAAGACGGCGCAGUCCACCACGACGGCCGUCAACAAGGAUGCAACACCAGGCACUGACCCUGCUCUCUUUCAACCCCAGGGCGACAAGGCACAUGAGAAGCUGCUGAAGAGGAGUUCAGUGUGGCAGUGUGUUGAACAGGGACAAGAGGCAUUGCCGGCAGGCCGUGGGGAGUACUGGCUCAGGUGCCGCCUAUGCUCCACCAUCUUCAGGGGCUCGUCGACGAAGGCGGUUCAUCAUUUCCUGAAACCGCAGAAACCGUGUACUUUUCGGACAGGGGAGAUCGUCGAUGAGCUUGUCAGCAACCAGCAUGGCAAGGUGAAGGGACUAGCCAGGUGUGCAGAGGGGGGUGAGGAGCAUGUGCAGAGUGGACCUGAUGCUGAGGAUCCUUUGUCUGAGGCAGUGCCACCACCUCUACUGGGGAGGUCUGCUCCACGGCUGGCUGCUCAUACUCCUGCCACGGACGGUGAGGAUGGGGAGGAGGGUGAUGAGGUCCCUGGCGAAGCGCAGGUCACUGUCAAGCUUGUCGUGGCCAAGCAGACCACAAUCAAGACGUGGAUCGACAAUCAAGCUCAGAAGGAGUUGGACAUUGCCUGGGCGGAGGCAAUGUUCAGGGCUGGCAUUCCUUUCAACUUCCUAAGCUUCGACACCACGCAAGCUCUGCACGAAACAUACCUGAAGGUUGCAAGUGCAAGGCCAAAGGUCAAGUUGCCUUCCUACAAACACAUGCGGACUGUCAUGGUUGAUUACAUCUACCUGAAGGUGCAGAAAGCAAUCAACCCCAUGACUGCAUGUUGGGACACAACCGGCUGCACAUUCAUCACCGACGGGUCCACAGAUCGCAAGAACCGGCCGGUGAUGAAUUUCCUUGCAGCGGGGGAGAAAGGAGCAGUUCUGGUCACGACAGUGUUCAUGACGGGGAAGAAGAAGAACGCAGCAGCAUUGGCAAAGUUGUGGGAGCAGGUGAUGCGUGAGAUAGGGCUUCACCGGAUCAACGGGAUAUGUACAGACAAUGCAGACGUCAACAAGAAGGCGGCUCAGAUCUCAGAGAGGCGGACCGACAAAGAUGUCGCGAAGAUACCGUGGGUGCCAUGUGGAGCGCACUGUUGCAGUUUGUUGCUGAAGGACUUGAGCAAUUUGCCAUGGGUGAAGGACACGGUGAAGAAGGCAAACACGAUUGUCAAAUUCAUAAGGAACCACCACUCUACGCACGGCCUCAUGAUGACUAUCGACGACUCCUUGUCAUUGUUGCGCCCAACAGAGGUCCGGUUCGGGUCUGUGUAUCAGAUGUUGGGUAGGUUGGUGAACAGGGAGCACGUGCUGAACGAUAUGGUGGAUGGGAAUUAUGGUGCGAGAUGGAGGGCACUGAGGUGGUCCUCAGCAAAGCUGCAAAAGAAGGCCGACCUCGUCUAUUACUCGUUGAGGUGUGAGACUUGGUGGGAUAAGGUGAAAAAAAUUGUGGCCAUCAUGGAGCCGGUGUUCAGCCUGCUCAAGAGAAUGGACAAGGAAGGAGAGUCUCCCACCAACUUGUGGAAUUGGGGGACGUGGCAUUCACUGAAACACAUUGACAUGUGGGGGUAUCUGUAUGAGUUCUUGAGAAAGCCUGUGGAAGGUGAAGUCAAGAAAGAUAAGCAUAUGUGGACCCCUCUUGCUAGAACGGCAGCCACAGAACGUGCUCCGGCGGAUUGGUGGUCGUUGCAUGGUGGAGAUGUUCCGGAUUUGCAGGCGAUCGCCAUCAGAGUGCUGGGAAUGUGGAGCACAGCAACAUCUGCGAAGCGGAACUGGGCAUCGAUGGACUUUGUCCACUCAAAGAGGAGGAACAGCCUCUCACCGGCGUCCUUGGAGAAACUUGUGUACAUUCAUUGGAACAUGCAGUUGCUUCGUGUUCGAACGAGCAAGGACUAUAGCUACGUGGAUGUAUCGGGGUCCUUCUUCGAGCCAUUGAUGGAGCCGACAGAGGAGGACCAAUCUCUCGACGAUGGCACAACGGAGAAGACGGUGGACGAAGGGGAGGAGGAAAAGAGGCAAAARAGGCYGWAGAAGGCUCCGAAAGGACGGAUUCYCCRYGACCUSUUGGAUGAAGACUCAAGCGGGAGCAGCGAGCUUGAGGAUCUGAUAUGGAAGGGGAAAUGUUGGAAUGAGUCUACUUCGAAAGAGAGCAGUGGCGAGGAUGAUAUUGGUGAGGACUCCGACUUCGAGUUGGGGGCUGUGCCAGCGGUGCCAGCCACUGCUAACAUCGGUCGGAUGCGCGGGAGGCGAGAGGAGGCAGAGGUGCAGCCUUCAGAACCCGUCGAGAGAGUUGACACGGACAUCAAGUUCUUGAUGCACCGUAUCCCUGAUGGUGACCGUGAUGCAGACGAGGACGAAGCAGAUCGAACAAAGGCUAUGGCGAAUAGAGAUGCUACCCUUGUUCAUAUGCGGAUGCUUGAGGAGGAGGCUCGGUGUGCUGCUAUCCCCACCAGGAGGGAGAGAGAGAGACAAAGCAAACAGAUCAGCGAGUCGGAGGAGCAUCAGGAAGAAAAAGAUCAGCCGCAAGAAAAUGAAAAUAUGCAGCAAGAGGGAGAGGCGCCCCACGGAGAGCAGCCCCAGCAACACCAAGGGGAAAAAAAUCAGCAGCAGGAGGGAGUCGAGCUGCUGGAACAUGCCGAAGAGAAUAUGCAGCGACAAGGAGAGGAGCCGCAGCAACUGCCAGCCAUGGUGUAUGCACGAAGACCCCAGGCACAUGCACCGCAACAGCCUGCACCGCCAGAGAAACAGUCGGAACAACAGGAACAGGGCAGGGCGAAAGAGGAAAGCUCCGGUCGACGAACACCCCGAAAAGUCGCGCCGUGGUCGUGGGAGGCCCCGCAAGGCUAAGUCGGGGGAUGAUGCUGCAAAAAAAAAAAAAAAAAAGUAUCCCGGCAGGGCCCGCAA